AUGACCUCCCUUUACAAUACGGUCGGUUGGAAGACAUCUUCCAUGCAAGAUCUGAAAGACCAAACCAAGAAACUACAGCGUGAAAGCGAUUUGAGGAAACUGCAAAACACAAUAAGAGAUAGCAUAAGCGAAGGCAUUAGGGCUCAAACUGUCAAAGAGGGCAUCAGUCUCAAGAUCGAGAACGAAGACGGCCAAGUUUUCUUCCGCCCAAACGGCACUUUAAAGUGCAAUUCAGCACUAAACAUUGAGCUGAAGAACAAAGGCUUCAAUGGCAAGAUCUACGUGGAACCGGGCGCCUCAACCUGGUUCACAGGUGGAUGGGCUAAAGCGCUCGUUCUAGCGGGAACGGUAUACCUGUACCGCAAUGAACUUCGCAUCAUCGGUCGAGGUGUGCUGGCUGGAGCGAAUCUAGCUAUUGAGCGAUGGGAGCAACGUCAGCGACAAAAGGAUGGUGAUGUGAAAGGGAAAGAAGUAGAAGAGGAGAAAGAGCAAGGAAAGGAGGAGGAUAUGAUUCCUGUCACGCCGACUGAAGAGGAAGACAUCAACCAAAAUGCCUCCAUAUACCCUCCUCCCCCACCACCCGUACAGCCACCCCACACCGUCAGUGGAUUCGACGCAGACCUGGACACGCCAACCUCACCCCAGAGCCUACGUUGA
Molecule: messenger RNA, 657 nt
Organism: Alternaria infectoria
Lineage: Eukaryota; Fungi; Ascomycota; Dothideomycetes; Pleosporales; Pleosporaceae
Exons: 3
Coding region: 1-657 (218 amino acids)
Source: RefSeq, a predicted model, not a curated record